Messenger RNA from Ictidomys tridecemlineatus (thirteen-lined ground squirrel), 2472 nucleotides. It is a transcript of the gene Tktl1, whose product is annotated as transketolase like 1. The record is from RefSeq and is a predicted model, not a curated record. NCBI's taxonomy places the organism in Eukaryota, Metazoa, Chordata, Mammalia, Rodentia, Sciuridae. Gene Ontology annotation, molecular function: thiamine pyrophosphate binding; transketolase activity.
GCACAGCGGCCACAUUUGUUGGCGGAGCACAGACACUAUCAUAGCUAUGUCUGAUAUUGAGGCUGGCAGUUUGAUGGCCAAGGAGGCCAGACCCGACGAGAAGACAGUGCAGGUGUUGCGGGAUAUGGCUAACCGCCUGCGCAUCCAUUCCAUCAGGGCCACUUGCGCUUCGAGCUCCGGCCACCCUACAUCAUGCAGCAGUGCUGCUGAGAUCAUGUCUGUGCUUUUCUUCCACACGAUGAGAUAUAAACAGUCAGACCCAGAGAACCCAGACAACGACCGAUUCAUCCUCUCAAAGAGACUGUCCUUUGUUGAUGUGGCAACAGGAUGGCUUGGGCAAGGACUGGGGGCUGCGUGUGGGAUGGCAUAUACUGGCAAGUACUUUGACCAGGCCAGCUACCGUGUGUUCUGCCUCCUGGGAGAUGGUGAGUCGUCUGAAGGCUCUGUCUGGGAGGCAUUGGCCUUCGCUUCCUACUACAGUCUGGAUAAUCUUGUGGUGAUCUUUGAUGUGAACCGCCUGGGACAUGGUGGCACCUUGCCCCUUGAGCACUGCAUAGAAGUCUAUCAGAAGCGCUGUGAAGCCUUUGGGUGGAACACUUAUGUGGUGGAUGGUCGUGAUGUGGAGGCACUGUGCCAGGUGUUCUGGCAAGCAGCCCAAGUGAAAAGCAAGCCCACUGCCGUGGUUGCCAAGACCUUCAAGGGCCGGGGCAUGCCAAAUGUUGAAGAUGCAGAAAAUUGGUAUGGAAAACCAAUGCCAAAAGAAAGAGCAGAUGCAAUUAUCAAAUUAAUUGAGAGCCAGAUACAGACCAACAGGAGUCUUUUACCACAACCCCCUAUUGAGGAUUCACCUCAAGUCAAUAUCAUGGAUAUAAAAAUGACCUGUCCACCUGCUUAUGAAGUUGGCGAUGUGGUAGCUACUCGAAAAGCAUGUGGUUUGGCUCUAGCUAAGCUGGGCCAUGCAAACAACAGAGUCAUUGUGCUGGAUGGUGACACCAAGAACUCCACCUUCUCUGAGAUAUUCAAGAAAGAACACCCUGAACGAUUCAUCGAGUGUUUUAUUGCUGAGCAAAACAUGGUGAGCGUGGCACUGGGCUGUGCCACCCGUGGUCGGACCAUUGCUUUUGCUAGCACUUUUGCUGCCUUUUUGACCCGAGCAUUUGAUCAGAUCCGCAUGGGAGCCAUCGCUCAAAUCAACAUCAACCUUAUUGGUUCUCACUGUGGGGUGUCCGUUGGUGAAGAUGGCCCUUCCCAGAUGGCCCUGGAAGAUCUGGCUAUGUUCCGAGCAGUUCCCAACUGCACUAUUUUUUAUCCAAGUGAUGCUGUCUCCACGGAACAUGCUAUUUAUUUAGCAGCCAAUACCAAGGGAAUGUGUUUCAUUCGAACCAGCCGGCCAGAAACUGCAGUUCUUUAUACCCCUCAAGAAACCUUUAAGAUUGGACAGGCUAAGGUUGUCCGCCAAAGUGUCAAUGACAAAGUCACGGUUAUUGGAGCUGGAAUUACUCUGCAUGAAGCCUUAGUGGCUGCUGAUGAUCUCUCUAAACAAGAUAUUUUUAUCCGUGUCAUUGAUCUGUUUACCAUUAAACCCCUGGAUGUUGCCACCAUCAUUUCCAAUGCAAGAGCCACAGGCGGCCGGAUUAUCACAGUGGAGGAUCACUACCCAGAAGGUGGCAUUGGGGAAGCUGUCUCUGCAGCUGUCUCCAUGGAGCCUGACAUCCUGGUUCAUCAGCUGGCAGUGAUGGGAGUGCCUCGGAGCGGGAGACCCAGCGAGCUGCUGGAUACAUUUGGAAUCAGUGCCAGACACAUCAUUGUGGCUGUGAAAUGCAUGUUGAUGAACUAAAAUAGCUGUUGAUUCUGUCUUAGAAGACUGGCCUCUGUACCUUAUAUUUAGGCUUGUUCUAAAACCAUUGUUGAAACUCUUGACCUUUGCUCUCCUUAAAGCCAGCUAACACCUUUCUUCAUUCCUAAUUCACAAAUCCCAGUUAACUACUUUCCUUUUAAACAAUGAGUAUAUAUACACAUGUGCUCCUUUUUGAAUCAUUAAAGUGGAUUAUAAAUUUUAAGUGAAAAGAAAUAGCAACCAUCUGAUAUUAAGUUUCCUACACAUAAAUAGGUGAGGAUCACUGUAGAAGUGACAGUUUCUUAAAUGUAUUUCCCUCAUAAGAGAACAAAAUGUGCAUUGAAUUGUAGACCACAGUAGCCCUGGUUUCAUAUACUGCCAUUCCCAGUUUGAGAUUCCAUGUGCUGCCUUCUUACCUGCAGUUUCCUGGGUAAUAUGUGACUUCAGCUGCACCAGAGUUUCCUCUGUUGUUUGCCUUCAUCUCCCCACCACAAUUCAGAGGCUGUCGAGCAGCAGCCAAAGCUGUUAGGAUGUCCUGUGCUGCUUGUGGUGACUGUUCUGUGAAAACAUGAGGGCACAGCUAGACCUGGUCCCUAUACUGUUCAAGUCGUUGUUAAUAAAGCAUUUCAAAAGCA